GUUUAUAUUUAUUAUGAAGGCACAUGACAAAUGAAAAUUUACGAUUUCUGCAAACUUUAUGACUUUUCUUGGUUUUUUUCAAAGAUGUAGCCUUAUAUUUUGCAAAGGUUGAACGUUUAUGAUGAGAUCUUAAGAUGACUGACAUUUAAUAUUCGGAUAUUUGCCAAAAUUGAACAAAAUCAGAUUUAACUAAGAAGUUUCCAGACCAACCAAUGUUUUCUCAAUAAGCAGAUUGUAAUGGCUUCCUUUAGCAUCAUACAUUUUAAUGAUGUUUAUAAUAUUGAGCCGUGUCCGAUGGAGCCUAUAGGGGGAGCUGCUAGGUUGUCUUGGUAUAUUAAAUCCUGUGACGAUCCUGUUGUUUUGUUCAGUGGAGAUGUUCUUAGUCCUUCUCUCAUGAGUAUAUUUUUAAAAGGAGAACAAAUGAUACCAGUUUUAAAUGGAGUAGGAGUAAAAUGUGCUGUAUUUGGAAACCACGACUUUGAUUUUGGUGUGGAUCAUCUAGAAGAUUUAUUAGCUGAUACGUUGUUUCCAUGGCUACUGAGCAACGUAAUUGAUAACUUAACAAAUGAACCUUUAGCUUAUGCUGAAAUAAGUCAAGUCAUUGUUUCAAAUGGUAUUAAGAUAGGUCUUAUGGGACUAGUUGAAGAGGAAUGGAUAGUGACUCUAGCCACAAUAGAUCCUGAAGAUGUAACAUUCAAAGAUUAUGUUGAAAGUGGGAGACAGAUAGCACAUUCACUCAGAACUCAGGGAGCAGAUAUUGUGAUAGCGUUAACUCACAUGAGAUGGCCGAAUGAUAUAAGAUUAGCAGAAGAAGUUGAAGAUAUAGAUAUUAUACUGGGAGGCCAUGAUCAUGAUUAUAAUGUACAACAGAUAAACGGUACAUAUAUAGUCAAGAGUGGAACAGAUUUCCGUAAUUUAAGUCAUAUUCAUGUAACGAAAGAUGAGAAUGGAAAAUGGAAGUUUGAUAUCAAAGAAGUUGAACUGGAUUCGUCAGUGAAGGAAGAUCCUGUGAUUAGAGAACUGGUUAUGGCUAAAUUAGCUCUAGUAGAUGAUAAAAUGGAUAAUAAGUUAGGUGAUAUGAUGGUGGAACUGGACGGCAGGUUCUCUAAAAUCAGAACUCAGGAAACUAAUUUAGGAAAUUUUGUAACUGAUAUAAUUCUAACAGCUACGAAUGCUGAUAUGACGAUAUUAAACUCAGGAACAUUUAGAUCUGAUCGAAUUCAUCCUCGUGGAGAAUUUAAGAUCCGAGAUCUGUUAACUAUUCUUCCAUUGUUAGAUAAUAUGCUGGUCAUACAAUGUACAGGCAAGCAGAUAGUGCAAGCGUUAGAAAAUGGUGUAUCUCAAUAUCCCAAACUAGAAGGUCGUUUUCCACAAGUAGCUGGUUGUAGGUUUGGAUUUGACCCAAGUAAAGCGAAAGGUCAUCGUGUUGACCCUGCUCUAGUUCAGAUUCAAGACCAGUAUAUCGAUCUAGAGAAGACAUACAGGUUGUGUACCAAAGAAUAUAUUGCGAAUGGAAAAGAUGAUUAUACUAUGUUUAAAGAUUGUCCAAUAUUGGUUAGCACAGAGAAUUGUCCGACGAUAUCUACGUGUGUUCAGAAUCAUUUUGAAUCAGUUCAGAUAUUACUAGGUAAUAAAGAAUGUAGAUCAGGCCAUAAACAAAGUCUACUGUGUCUUGUCAAGAAAGAAGAUAUUAUAGUGAGUAAACAGGAGAGUUCUGACUCCAUCAAUAAAACAUUGGUACGACAACAGAGUAUCCAUGAUGCUGAGAUAGAGAAACCCCAUCUAGCACCUAUCGUUGACGGCAGGAUCUUUCAGUAUGAUGAUGAGAAACAUAUCGUGAUGUUGGCAUUAAAAGAUUCCCGGAGUGUGAAAAGAUUAGAUUUACGUCAAGAAGAGCUAACUUCUAGUUUCGAUGCUGGAGAUGAGGAUGAGGGAUUGGAAGAAAUGGUGUCUAACUGACAGGAUUUUUAACGACCCUCGAUUUUAUAAGAUUCUAAUUUGUGCCAAACAAUCUUAAUCAAGAGCUGUCAUAAUCAUCAUUCCAGCAAAUACAAUUAUAAUAAUAAACUCUUUAUUUUACAUGGGUCAAAAUUAGGACAUGGUCCUGUCUAAUAUUCAGCCCAAGGGGACAAUAUCAUGAAUG
Molecule: messenger RNA, 2143 nt
Organism: Lottia gigantea (owl limpet)
Lineage: Eukaryota; Metazoa; Mollusca; Gastropoda; Lottiidae
Exons: 14
Coding region: 238-1959 (573 amino acids)
Biological process (GO): nucleotide catabolic process
Molecular function (GO): hydrolase activity
Source: RefSeq, a predicted model, not a curated record